Neocloeon triangulifer is the source of this 1752-nucleotide messenger RNA. RefSeq names its product integrator complex subunit 14 (gene IntS14). Lineage: Eukaryota; Metazoa; Arthropoda; Insecta; Ephemeroptera; Baetidae. The coding region runs from base 168 to 1652 and encodes 494 amino acids. The record is from RefSeq and is a predicted model, not a curated record. Gene Ontology annotation, cellular component: integrator complex. The transcript has 9 exons. Gene Ontology annotation, biological process: snRNA 3'-end processing.
UACAAACAUAAUUCAGUCGAUUUUUGCCGGAUCAAUUAAAAUUCGGCUUUUAAAUCAAGUUUCACGCCUAUUAUAACUGCAGAAUCGAAUCCAGAAUAAGCCUCUGAAUAUUUCCCAAGCACCGUCUUCAUAUGAUUUUUGCAUUUUGAUUCGCCGAAGCACACAAAAUGCCGACCGUGGUGGUGAUCGAUGUUUCGCUUUCGAUGUCCAGGCCAGUUAACUUGCCUGACUCUUCAUCAGAGUCCAUCACUCGGCGACAACUCGCUGUCCAAGGCAUCAGCAGUCUUCUCAAUCACCUGCACGUCAACUCCAGACUGGAGUUUGUUGCUGUGAUAGCAUUUUCUUCCCUAUACGACGUCGUGUGUCCGUUCACAAGAGACUUUGAUCUUGUCCGUUCGAAACUGAACAACCUUGAGGAAUACGACAAAACUUGUCUCAAAACAGCUCUGCAGGGAGUCUCAACGUUGGUUCUGGAAGAGUGGGGCAACAGCACCCAGUGCCAGAUUUUGAUUGUCACUGAUGGAAGUGUCGGAAUGGGUCCGAAUAGUUUGUCUGCGUGUCUUCUUCAAGACCAGUCAUCACCUUUGCCGUUUCCCUUCCCUUCCACCCUGAAUGUUGUCUGUCUGGCGAAUCCGGACGAACCAGGGAUCACACAGUCUAUCGCAAUGUAUCAAAGGCUGAUUGAACUUUCCGGGGCCCAAGGAUCAGUCCACGCCCCUGAUCAGAACCUAUCAGUGAAGUGUGUGACUUCACUUUUCCAACGACUGGCAGAGUCUCAGUACACCUCAUUUCACGGCACCCUGUCCUGUGGUAAACUAUCUUCCAGUAUUGUUCUGUCCCCCACACCGCAACCAUUUUGCACCACUGGCGAGGUUGAAAGCCGAAAAAGGAUUUCCCAAAAUAUUGAGAUUUGCGGGUUUCUCGACGUUGGUGACAUUGGCAGCCCAAUGGUGUUCUCCAGGCACCUUGUUUUACCAUUCGGGAAAGACCUUUCGAAUGUUGGUGUAAAUAUAGAUCUGAAUGAUUCGGAUGAUGAGAAUUCAUCACAAGACGAAGGACGCAUGGCCUCAUUUUGUGUUUUACUGCAUGGAGCUUUGAAGGUUGAAAAUAUGGUAGCUCUCUGCAUUCUUGGAGAAUCGUGGUAUGGGAUUAUCUACUCGUGGGCAGACACUAAGAAGAAAUCAAACAUAAUGCUCAGCAUUUUUAACCCAGGUCUGGAUGUCAUUCCUUGGUUGGGUCGUCUGGAUUGUUUAGGAGUGUUGAAGGGCAGUGAGCAGAGUGAAGGACUUCCUGUGAAGCCUGUUGAGAAAAGAAGCUAUGCCCAAAACCAUGUCAGCUGGAUCCGACAUGCUGGGCUGCAAUCAGACAUUCAAAAGAUCCUGCGCCACGCCAAGAAAUUGCCAGACAAAACUCAACAAUUCUACAAAGAGUUGAACCGAGUGAGGAAAGCGGCUCUGAUUUUCGGCUUCAUAGACCUUUUGGUUCGAUUGGCAGAAAUCCUUGACCGAGAGUGCCAUUCGUUGCCUGGCUCUGCCCAUCCAGACUGUGCCCUUCAACUGUCACACUCGGCGUCAAUUCUCAGAAGUCGACAGUGUCUUGAUGUAAAUUUUCUCAUUCAGCCUUUGAGAACCAAGUUUGGUCAGGGGGACUAGUUAUGUGAUUUAUUUUGUAAAUUUAUUGCAUUUUUUUUAAUUAAAGAUAAAAUUGAAUGGAAUAAUUUAAUAUUCCGUAUGUAAUUUAAAUGCAAAGUUU